AAAUUGACUAAAACAAGAAAGAAGACUGUAAACCGUAGUCAAUCCUUAUUAGAAAUUAUCCACGCUGAGAAAUAAAAUCUGAUUUCAUCCAUUUGUGCAUGUAGUCGUUUCGUCGAUCUUGGAGACAUCUUAGCACCUUUUAGUUGUGUUUCCAAACUCUAUUCCUCUAAUUGUUGUCUCUGAGUUCCUUAUGUCGAGUUAGCAAUCUCUUUAUCAUUAGCUCCCUCAGAUUCUAAGAACUCAACCGCCUCAAUCCCUAACACCUCUACUUCGAGUCUCAUCGAAUAAGUCAAAUCUGACCCUUUCCUCUUUUUCUUUAGUUACGAACAACUAGCAACCUUCCUCAAUCAUGGUAUCCCUACCUUAGCACUAGCGAAGCUGAGAGGAAACCCUAUCCGUAUUUAUUAUUAUUACUUUCAAAUUUUAAGGUGUUUAAACGUUUUGUGCAUUCAGGUUAGUCUAUUUGUACUAAUGAGUUGUGCUUUUUAAGAUUUUUUGUGUUAUGUUGUGCUUAAUUCCAAAUUUUUCAUGUGAAGUAUCUAUUUUGUGUUGUUUCAAAAUUUUGGCAAGCAUUCAAUCUCCCAUCCCAAAAAUUAAAACAAGUUUUUAACUGAACCACCACUGGUUACCCUAUUAAGUUAACUAAUAUUUUUGGGUUGAUAAAUAUUUAUUUAUAAUUUUAUAUGUAUAUAAUAUGCCACAGUAGUACUUGGUCAGUGGCCACCUAUAUAUAGCUUUCUUCUCAUUAUUCCCUCAUUCUUACACAUAUGUGAGAAUAUAUAUAUAUAGAGAGAGAGAUGGGUAUAAGAGAGGGUUUGGAUGAGGUGAAGCCAGCUCUGAUGAUGGUGGUUGUUCAGAUUGCAUAUGCUGGAGUCAAUGUGUUCUACAAAUUGGCAGCCAACGAUGGAAUGAACUUGAAAAUCAUUAUAGCUUAUCGCUUCGUUUUCUCCACUGUUUUCAUUCUUCCUCUUGCUUUCUUCAUUGAAAGGAGAGAUAGGCCAAAACUGAGUUGGGCGAUUCUUUUUCAGGCAUUUUUGUGUGGGUUAUUUGGGGGAUCACUAGUACACAAUUUAUAUAUUGAAAGCUUAAAUGUAACAUCAGCAACGUUUGCCUCCGCCAUGAACAACCUCAUUCCUGCUAUAACCUUCUUUUUAGCCGUCUCCUUCAGGUUAGAGAAGCUGAACAUUGGAAGAUCAUCAGGGAAGGCUAAGGUGUUGGGAUCACUAGUUGGAAUAGGUGGAGCAAUGAUUCUAACCUUGUACAAAGGAGUAGAAAUCAAUAUUUGGUCAACACACGUUGACCUUUUAAAACAUGGUCAACAUCAACAGAGCCACGAGGCAUCACCAAAGGAUGAGUAUGGUAAUCGCAUCUUGGGGUGCCUAUUAUCUGUGGGUAGUGCAACAAGUUACUCUUUAUGGCUCAUAGCUCAGGCAAAAAUGAACCAGAUUUAUCCUUGUUAUUAUUCAAGCUCAGCUUUGAUGUCAGUAAUGGGAUUAAUACAAUCAGUAGUUUUUGCCUUGUGCACAGAGAGGGAUUUGAACCAAUGGAAGUUAGGUUGGAAUAUCAGGCUUCUCACUGUGGUAUACUCGGGUGUUACAGCUUCAGGAUUAGUGGUGAUACUGAUUGCGUGGUGUGUGAAAUUGAGAGGUCCUGUGUUUGUCUCAGUUUUCAAUCCUCUCAUGCUUGUCCUUGUAGCAAUUGCUGGCUCUUUUAUUCUCGACGAGAAAUUACACUUGGGCUGUGUAUUAGGGGCACUGUUAAUAGUGUUUGGACUAUAUCUGGUGCUGUGGGGAAAAGGAAAAGAGAUGAAGAAGAAAGUUAUAGUAGCAAUAACUACUUGAAAAAGCUGUGGUGAUCAACCAGCUGAAUCAUCAUGUUGUACAGUACUUGCUCCUACUAAUAAUCCCAACAAAAUAAUAUUGUUCAACACCAACAAUAUUUAAUGGAAGCACAUGAACAAUUGAUGCAUCCAAAUAAGGAUUUCACAUAUGUCAAAUUUAUAGCUCAUCUGAACUGAAAGGGAACAUCGUCAAGCCAAGGAUUCGCAAAGAACAUAAACAAAUUAGUAAAAUAAUAAUAAUUCAAAUUUUGUACUUUCGCACAUCUACGUAUCAUAUAGGUCUUUUCCAAUUUUAAUCAUGUGCGGAAAACCAAUUGAAGCAUUAA
Molecule: messenger RNA, 2166 nt
Organism: Cannabis sativa
Lineage: Eukaryota; Viridiplantae; Streptophyta; Magnoliopsida; Rosales; Cannabaceae
Product: WAT1-related protein At1g25270
Exons: 7
Coding region: 798-1841 (347 amino acids)
Cellular component (GO): plasma membrane
Molecular function (GO): transmembrane transporter activity
Source: RefSeq, a predicted model, not a curated record